Messenger RNA from Capsella rubella, 965 nucleotides. RefSeq lists its product as uncharacterized. The transcript is spliced from 2 exons. The record is from RefSeq and is a predicted model, not a curated record. Lineage: Eukaryota; Viridiplantae; Streptophyta; Magnoliopsida; Brassicales; Brassicaceae. Bases 42 to 818 code for a protein of 258 amino acids.
GUUCUUUCCCAAGUUCUCUACAAGAAGAAGUCAUAGUUCAAAUGGAGACUCUAUCAUCAUCGACAACAAGGGUCACUAGAUCGCAGGCUAUCUCUUCAAUCAACAACUCUGAUCCUGACUCUAUAAUUCCCAUUUCAUCAAACAAAACAGAGGAUUCAAACAGAGGAAACAAGGAAGACAGGUCGGCUGCGCUGAUUGAUAUAACCAACGAUUCACCUAUCGUGGGUCUAGCGUUGCAGACACCUCCUUCAGGGUUUAUGGUUAAACGGAGAAGCAGCAGAAUCAAGAACACUCCUGGGUCUGUUGAUGGUGAAGCCCUUUUGAGAGGACAAGUCAAAACCCUCUUACACAAGGUUAAAGAAGAAACAGAGCUUAUCCACUCUGCAAAGACUCAUCGUCCUUUCAUCCACCUCGUCACUUCUCCAAUGAGACUUGUGGCUCCAACUCCAGCAAACACUCCCCAAUCCCCAAACUUUUCAGUUAGUAAUGAUGUGAAGAUUAAGAUCGCAUCCCCGAUUUUUGCUGGUCACUUGAGAACCUCUCAGAUGUUUGAAGAGAAAGAAGAGAAGAGUAUGAGCAUAACUCGUUCUUUGCUGUUUGAUCUCACCGAGAAGACAGAAGAAGAUGUUAGUGGGUUAAUGUGUAAAGGAGAGAAGGAGAUGAGUGUGGAGACGAAGACUCAAACUGAAUUUGCAAGGAAACGUAGCAGAUUUAUGUACAGGAGUAAUGAUGAGAAGACCGUAGAGGUCAAACAAGUGUUGCGUUUGAAAGGGACUCCACCUCUUCCUAGAGGAAAGCAUUUAAGGUUUGGCUACUAAAGAAGAAGAAAACAAAAAAAAAACUUGUAAUUUUUGAUUCUUAUUGGGCUUUGUUUUUGUAUCGGUCACGAAAGAGUGAUCUGUAAUUUCUAGGUCCAAAAAGGCCCAUAAUGUGUGAAAAAUUAAGGAGAAAGGUCGUUUUCGAGA